GUCGGAUUUGAAAAAAUCGGAUUUGUGCUGUUCAAACUGACUUUAACAGAUCGGAUACAGGUCACAUAUGGGUUAAAAAAAUCUGAUUUGGGCCACAUUUACCUGCAGUCUGAACGUAGCCUUAAGAGUCAGUCAUGAGCAUGCUUUCAUUGAAUAUACCCUCCAUUUGUGUUGGUUUGUUUUGGCUCAGUCAUUAUCAAAAACAUGAUUUGUGCUUCUGGAAGGGAACCUUUAUGUGGCAGAUUUUUAUCUGCCAGGCAAGAAAAAUGAAUUUUCUGUUCAAGACUUAAAAAUCCCAAUCACAUGAUGAUUGCAGUUUGCCUUUGUUAUAGGAUGUAAUCGGAUGCAGUAAUAAGCAAAAAUCAACAUUGUUGUAUCUAUUGAAACUUCUUUCAUAUUGCUGUGAUUGUAAAUUCUAGUUUUAUAUCCACACUAUAAUCAAUUAAAAUGCCUUAAAACAGUUUGUGUUGUUGUGUCGUAAAUCAGUGUCUGGUCGUCCCUCACAUCAGUCAGCUGACCGACAUCUGCCUUCUGAUUGGCUUAGAUUCAGACACGUGACUGGUUAGGAAACCUUGUGUUUACUCUCCUUCCACCUCCAGAACAUGAGGCAGUCGUAGUCCAGUUUGACCGUCCAUUUCCACUUUUAUCAUUUAUUCCUGUUAUCUGCGGCUCACUUUAUCUCUGCUUGUGGCGUCUGUCUUCAAUUUUUGCUCACGUCUUGUUCGGACACUUAAGGCUCGUGUCAGCUGUGCGCGUGAGUGUCCGGUAGCUGAGAUUGAAGUGACCAGAAGUGGACAUGACGGCUGUGUGGAGCAGAGCAGAGCUCCGGUGGGUCACCGGAACCCUCAGAUGGACCAGAGCAGAGCUCCGGUGGGUCACCGGAACCCUCAGAUGGACACGGACAACGGCCCCGUUCCCCUCCAGGUUCCCCACGAGCCACUGUCUGCAGGUUCAGUUCUGUACUGUCCCUCCAAAACCUGUCAUCCCUUCUAAGAAGCCGUUCAAAGUGGACCUAGUUGGUGGGAAGCGACACUCAUGGUGCACCUGUGGAUACAGCAAGAAACAGCCUUUCUGUGAUGGAGCCCACAAGUUGAAAGCCAAAAGCUUCACUCCGCUGCGAUUCUUCCCUGAAAAAGACACCACGGCUUGGUUGUGUGGCUGCAAGUACACAAACAACCCACCGUACUGUGACGGCACGCACAAGCAACACUUCAUAGUAUCUGCACCACUACAUGAAGAGAAUGACUCUUAAACAUUAGUGGACUGCCAGAUGAACCUUUUUGGAGACCAUUGCACUUUUGGGAGAAGUAAGAAUAGCACAAUCAACAAAUGCUUGAAUGUUUUGUCUUGUCACUAUGUAAAGUGGCGUUUGAGUCCAAAGUGUUUCUAAGUUAAGACGACGACCCUGAGCCUCAGACAUUUUGAGGCUACGUUCACACUGCACACCAAAGUGAUCCACAUCAGCUCCUUUCACUUAUAUGGGACUCAGACCGCUUUUUAUAAUGACAGUGAGCAACGCAAACCACAUGCACAUGGACACUGAUAUUUCCAAGUCUCACCCAUUCACACAGUCUUGAAUUAGAUACAGAUCUGAACUCUGAAAUGUCAGAUCUGACUUUUAUCGCUCUCUUUUAUCUCUGUUGAGAUUAAUCACAACUCUACACGGAAGGGAGUUGUUCACAUACUAUAAAAUAACUCAGAUGAGCUCAUAUGUAUGCUGUGGUGAUGUCCCAUGAAUGCAUAAAUAAAUACAACAGAUAAAACAUGAGAUCAGGGCCCUCCUGUAAAAAGGGAAGAAACAAUUUUCAGCAUUUUUUCAGAUGUGUCAGUUGUUCUUUUUGUGUUUUGAAAAGAUUUGUGUUAUUUCCAUUUAACUUUCCUCUGUUAUUUAAGGUCAUAACUAUUUAUACAUCCAUGUGACAUCACUGCAGAUGCCCAAAAGCUGUACAAAACAUCGUGUACUACAGGGUUGACUUGUAGUAAGAAUGGCGGAUGAGCCAAAGUGUAAAAAAAAAAAGUCUUAGGCAGCAGUAAAACUCAACAUCCACAU
Molecule: messenger RNA, 2050 nt
Organism: Sphaeramia orbicularis (orbiculate cardinalfish)
Lineage: Eukaryota; Metazoa; Chordata; Actinopteri; Kurtiformes; Apogonidae
Product: CDGSH iron-sulfur domain-containing protein 3, mitochondrial
Exons: 3
Coding region: 797-1252 (151 amino acids)
Cellular component (GO): mitochondrion
Molecular function (GO): 2 iron, 2 sulfur cluster binding
Source: RefSeq, a predicted model, not a curated record